This is a messenger RNA of Cercopithifilaria johnstoni, 1110 nucleotides long. NCBI's taxonomy places the organism in Eukaryota, Metazoa, Nematoda, Chromadorea, Rhabditida, Onchocercidae. The record is from the annotation of a GenBank genome assembly.
AUGUUCCGGUGUCUUUUCUGGAUUUUAUUUUUGCUAGUCGUCACAGAAACAGCAAGAAUAGCAAACGGAACAUUAUCAGGAUUACGGCAAAAGCGAUGUUGGUCAUCCGGCAACGGUCAAUCAGCUCGCUGGUUCAGUCAUGAUGAACAGAUCAGCAAAGGGAAAUAUUGGUACAAAUGUGUUAAUGGUGUAUUGGAACCACGAGGUUGUUUUACGUCAACCAAUGAUAAACUAAAUAUUGGUGAUAAAUUUGUGGAAAACGGUUAUGAAAUAGAAUGUAUCCUAGAUAAAAGUGGAUAUUUACAGUUCGCAUUUACGGCAUGUGUCCCGAAACCGGAUGAACGGUAUAAGAUCGGUGAAACAUGGGAAGAUGAACAGCAUAUUUACUGGUUUGAGUGUAAAGCCGAUGGACCAUAUUUGAGAGUUGAAAUAAGAGGUUGCAUAACUCAUGACAAAUCACAUAGAAUUGAACUCAAUGAAAAGUACGAUUUCGAGGAAUACACAUAUCAGUGUCUGAAGAAAUACAAUGGAUCGGUACAAAUGUGUUCAGUAGGAUGUGUCCACAAAGGCGUGCGUUACAAAAUUGGUGACCAAUGGGCUGACGGCGAUUUCAUUUAUUACUGUAAAACAAAAAAUGGCCGCAGUCAAAAGAUCUGUGUGGGAUGUCAUUUCAAAAAUAAAUUGCUGUAUGAUGGAGAUCGUUAUCAUAAAGAUGACACGGUGUUUAUGUGUGAAGUACGACCGGAUAAGCAUAGACAUAAACCGGUUGGUUGUGUGGUACGCGAUACAAAGGGUGAAGCCGUAGAAAGAGUGGUUGGCUGCAGAUGGUACCAACAAACGAAAAAAUCAAAAGUGGAGCAGACAUGUGUUGUUGAAGACGAUAAAGCAGUAGUGAAAACAUUGGGAUGUAUUUUUGUUCACAAAGGAUACGAUACGUUAUUCCUGAAUCCUGGUACUUAUACUAUCUGGAAUAAGCAAGUUUAUGGCGUAUCAAUUGGAGUUAUUUGCAGGCAACCAAAAAAUGAUAGUCUGCCAAGCUUGGAAACAUUCAAAAUUGAGGAUAUUGUGAAGAAAGUAAACGGACUACGAUACGAUCAACCUCGAGGUUAA